Molecule: messenger RNA, 1426 nt
Organism: Ornithodoros turicata
Lineage: Eukaryota; Metazoa; Arthropoda; Arachnida; Ixodida; Argasidae
Product: vacuolar protein sorting-associated protein 4A-like
Exons: 1
Coding region: 71-1225 (384 amino acids)
Biological process (GO): vacuole organization; endosomal transport
Molecular function (GO): ATP binding; ATP hydrolysis activity
Source: RefSeq, a predicted model, not a curated record
CAAACCAUUCAUCCAACCAUUACGCAAGGACGAAGAAGUUCCGGCGGCAUCCGUUCGAACGCAGUGCACCAUGGUGGUCCCCGUGACCCUCACCAAUGACAUCAAAUCUGCCGUUGACCUCUCCAACCAAGCCAACGAUGAGGACGUCAAGAAACAGUUCGCCAACGCUAUUCGCUUGUACCGAAAGUCCAUGGAGUCCUACCUGAACGCCGCUCUCCUCAUUCGCAACACCUGCGCACCUUUCGUUGAAAGAGCGCAGAAGCUGAAGGAAUUCGCCAGUGACGUAGACCAGGAAGUGGUCUGUGAGGGCCUGCCGGAACUCAGGCGCUUUCACAACAUCCUCCUCAUGGCGCCGUUGCUUCCACCGUGGGGCACCAAAGCCACGACAGUGGUAGCGGGCAAGAAGAUUUGCUUCAACGAGGACAUCGUCGGCAUCGACCCUACCAAGCUGGUCUUCAGCCAGAUCAUUAACGAUCCCAAGACCAAGGCCGCGAGCACCAUCCUGCUCCAUGGACCUCCCGGAACAGCAAAGACCCUGCUCUGCAAAGCCAUCACUUCAAAGUGUCCCGAAAAGUCCGUCUUUCUGGUAGACAUACCGAUGUACCUCAAAGGAUGUCUCGCCCACGACCCUGUAAAGAUGACCAAGAUGCUGAUCAGAAAUUACCGUAAGCACAACACGGGAUGUCUCGUUCUUGACUUCGUGGAUGAUUUGUUCGUCCAGGACAUGUCGGAUGUGAUGAAGCCGCUGGUGACGGCCGUCAAGGGGGAGAUCGUCGCACUACUCAAAGAAAUCGCGGAGAAGAAAGAAUACAAGGAUCUCAUAAUAGCGACGUCCUCUAAGCCAUGGACUAUCGAGGAAGACAUGAAGGCGACCUUCCAAGCCAAAAUAAACAUUCCGAUGCCCGAAGAACCAGAUCGACUGGCCCUGCUCAAAGGGGAACUGGCGAAGGUACGAGCUCCAACGGUGCCCGAAGGGGAGGUGGCGGACUGUGCAAAGAAAACUGAGCGUUACUCUCGCUACCAGGUGAUGAGGAUAGUGCGACUAGCUGCCGCCAGGAACUUUAGCAACCUGGAAGAAAUUGUCAUGAAGGAAGAUGCCGACAGAGCCGACCAUAUAACAAAAGCGGACAUGGAUGCCAUGGUUGCCGUUAUCAAGCCAGACUUGGCGGAGGAGGACGUCAGCCGACACAAGGAGUUCAUUACCGCAAAUCCAACUGCCAAUUAAGUUACCUUCUCUCUGCCCACGAAGCUGCUUGACAAUGAGGCGCCCGCUGUCACCGAGCAAAGCAACGGAAAGUUCAGACGUUAAACUUUGUGGCUAAGCUGUGCGAUCACAAAGUGUAAGGAUCAACUUCGGUCGUACAUAUCGGUCUCCUUCAGUGUCUGUAAGCCUUUAUUGAAAUAAAACCGUGCCGCUCGUUCGAGA